CCUAGUGUUCGCACAUUUGAUAGUGCUCCUUAUUUCGAUCUCUUAUGACGAUGGGUGACAUGAUAUAUGAGGAACUGGAAGAUUUGAUGCAUUUUUCUGUCCACGAUUUGCCAGGUCGGGGAUAUUCUGUUAUGGAGGAGAUAAGAAGACAAGGGAAACUAUGCGAUGUCACCCUUAAGAUUGGAGACCACAAGUUCAGCGCCCACCGGAUUGUGCUUGCUGCUUCCAUCCCAUACUUUCAUGCUAUGUUCACCAAUGACAUGGUAGAGUGCAAGCAAGAUGAGAUUGUCAUGCAAGGAAUGGACCCUAGUGCCCUAGAAGCUCUAAUCAACUUUGCAUAUAAUGGCCAUGUAGCCAUUGACCAGCAGAAUGUCCAAGUCCUCCUGAUUGGAGCCAGCUUCCUGCAGCUCCAAAAUGUUAAGGAUGCUUGCUGCUCUUUCCUACAAGAGAGACUUCAUCCCAAAAACUGUCUUGGAGUACGGCAAUUCGCAGAAACCAUGAUGUGCACCACACUGUAUGACACAGCCAACAGUUUUGUUCACCAGCAUUUUGUGGACGUGUCCAUGUCAGAGGAGUUCCUUUGUCUCCGGCCAGAGGAACUGUUGGAGUUGGUAGGCUGUGACGAGCUGAAUAUCAAAGCAGAGGAGCAGGUGUUUGAAGCCGUUCUAGCAUGGGUACGUCAUGAAUGUGUGGAGAGGGGAUCUCUGUUGCCAGAACUGCUCUCCAAGACCCGGCUGCCUCUUUGUCGACCCCAGUUCCUGGCUGACCGGGUCCAGCAAGAUGAGUUGGUGCGCUCCUGCCACAAAUGCAGGGAUCUUGUUGAUGAGGCAAAAGAUUUUCACCUCAUGCCAGAUCGGCGACCUCAUCUUGCAGCCUUUAAGACACGGCAAAGAUGCUGCACCUCUAUUGCAGGGUUAAUUUAUGCUGUAGGCGGACUCAAUACUGCAGGUGAUUCAUUGAAUGUAGUUGAAGUGUUUGACCCAAUUGGAAAUUGCUGGGAAAGAUGUCAGCCAAUGAAAACGUCACGAAGUCGAGUAGGUGUAGCAGUUGUGAACGGCUUGCUUUAUGCCAUUGGAGGAUACGAUGGUCAGUCUCGGCUGAGCACUGUGGAGGUUUACAACCCAGAAACGGACACCUGGACACGUGUUGCCAGCAUGAACAGCCAACGAAGUGCAAUGGGAACAGUUGUUGUGGAUGGUCAUAUAUAUGUCUGCGGAGGCUAUGAUGGUAAAUCUUCUCUCAACUCUGUGGAGUUCUACUCUCCAGAAACAGACAGGUGGACAGUAGUAACAGAGAUGAAUGCCAGUCGCAGUGCAGCAGGGGUGACAGUCUUCGAUGGAAGGAUUUUUGUAUCCGGAGGACAUGAUGGUUUACAAAUCUUCAACACGGUGGAAUUCUACAACCAUCACACAGCUCUUUGGCACCCUGUGGCUGGGAUGAUGAACAAGCGCUGUCGUCAUGGGGCCGCUGCCCUGGGAAGCCACCUAUACGUGGCAGGAGGUUACGACGGCUCCGGUUUCCUGAGUGGGGCAGAGGUGUACAGUUCUGUGGCAGACCAAUGGAGCCACUUGGUGUCCAUGAACACACGGCGCAGUCGAGUCUCAUUGGUGGCCAACUGUGGAAGACUUUACGCAGUUGGUGGUUACGAUGGACAGUCAAAUCUGAGUUCAAUAGAGAUGUAUGACCCUGAAUCUAACCGUUGGACUUUCAUGGCACCCAUGGUUAGUCAUGAGGGUGGGGUAGGGGUGGGUUGUAUACCCCUUCAGCCUGCCUAACCCAGCAAUCCACCGAAAUAAGCCUGUAGUUUUAUUUUUGACUGGGUUAAAAAAAAAAGAA
Hypomesus transpacificus is the source of this 1836-nucleotide messenger RNA. It is a transcript of the gene klhl18, whose product is annotated as kelch-like family member 18. Gene Ontology annotation, molecular function: protein binding. The transcript is spliced from 10 exons. The coding region runs from base 45 to 1775 and encodes 576 amino acids. The record is from RefSeq and is a predicted model, not a curated record. Lineage: Eukaryota; Metazoa; Chordata; Actinopteri; Osmeriformes; Osmeridae.